Messenger RNA from Carcharodon carcharias (great white shark), 5273 nucleotides. It is a transcript of the gene pom121, whose product is annotated as POM121 transmembrane nucleoporin. The record is from RefSeq and is a predicted model, not a curated record. NCBI's taxonomy places the organism in Eukaryota, Metazoa, Chordata, Chondrichthyes, Lamniformes, Lamnidae. The transcript has 14 exons. Gene Ontology annotation, molecular function: structural constituent of nuclear pore. Gene Ontology annotation, cellular component: nuclear pore. Bases 68 to 3898 code for a protein of 1276 amino acids. Gene Ontology annotation, biological process: protein import into nucleus; RNA export from nucleus.
CGUCCGGUAAUGGCGGACAGACCGAGAGCAGAAUGGCGGCGAAUGAGAAGGGAUUGAAGCCGCCGUCAUGUCUCCUGCACACAAGCGGUCUGUGAUAACGUGGGCGGCGGGGCUGAGCUUCGCUUUGCUGCUUUCCUUCUAUAUUUUGGGCUGGUAUCUGCUGGGCCUCUUGGCUGUGGCGCCCGUUUGGGUUUAUUACUCUUCACUGCAGGGAGUAGGCCCCAGGCCCGGACCCCGAGUUUUACUCGAUCGCACCAAAGCGUUUCUCCUCGGGACGCGUUGGGCCGAGGUGGUACACAGCAAGUUAAACGGAGGAGGUGGUCAGUGGAGAGGGAGAGGUCGCAGUGCCAGAAGCAGGUCUCAGCCGGGCCUUUGGAACCCCGGCCGGGCCCAGGGUAACAGCUGUAAGUGGGAGGUGGUGAAUUGCGAGGAGCGCAACCCGCUGGCGGCGGCUUGUGCGAGCGAGCGGAGCCCGGCCAACCUCAUGAUGGGCAGCUAUUUAUCGAAUGAAAACUCGGCGCAACCUACGUUUGGCAGCAGGGAGCUGAAGAACCGCUACAGUAGGCCGAAUCCCAUCCAGACUCCGACCAGGAGGCUGUCCUUUGGGGAACAUCAGGCUAUGAUGAAUAAAUUUACAGUGACCCCUCGGAGACGGUAUCCAAUUCACCAGCCCCAGUAUUCAGUACCUGGAACUCUGCCGACUGUACGAUGGGAUGGCUACCAGAAGAAAAAUGUUUUGUCCUCCAGGAACUCACCCAUGGUACAUAGUCCAGUGACUGUAAAAAUUGCACGUCCUGAUGCAAGUAUAAUGCGUUCACCUCUGUUUGACUACAUGAUGUCCCCUACUCUAUCUCCACUGAUUGACCCCUGCUCAAAAGCAACUGUGCUUAGUGCACUCAAGGAAAGUCGGAAGAGAACAGUUGAAGAUGAUACAGGAAGAACGUUGAUCUCUGAGCGAGAGAAUAAGCGUAGACGCCAUGACAGCAGUGGAAGUGGUCACUCUGCAUUUGAACCCCUGUUGGCCAAUGGAGCUCCGGCUUCUUUGAUUCCAAAACCUGGAACCUUAAAAAGGAGCACCAAUUCCCAAUGUUCGGAUGACCCCAUCUCCAAAAGGUCGCGAACAUCCUCCAUCAGCUCACUGAACAGCACGUGUGUGGGUGGGAAGCAUACUUCCCCUCGCAAUCCUAUUUUCAGUUCUUAUAGUUCCACCCGAGGCCAUGUUCAGGGUUUUAAGAAUUAUCUCUCUCUACGGAAUGCGUCCCCACUCUCUAGCCCUGCAUCUUCACGUUCUGAAACUCCUGAGAGACCAGGCAAAAAAAUUAGAGAGGAGGAAGUACAAAGAUCAGAUGCUUCUACUCCAGUUAAAGUGGACAGGGCAGACAAAGACCAGCCUGUGGAAGAAGAAACUGUGUCUCCGUUGUCAAAAUUGUCACCUUCAACAGUGGACUCCUCCCCCUCAGAGGGUGAUGGAAAACGGAAGCGCAAGAUUCCUCUCCUCUCGAAACGCAAAGGAGAUCAGCUUACUCUGCAUCCUCCGCUAGAGCUUGGGUACACCAUCACAGCAGAUGAUGUGGAUUCUGAAAAGAAAGCAGGUCUUGACAGAAUUAAAAAAGCGUUGGAGGAAAAGGAAGAGCCUUCAAAGUCACCAGCACCUGUGACAACAGCAACAUUACCCUCACUGUCGAUAACAUUUACUGCCCCGGCAGUAGAAAGCUCUUAUGACCCAACAGCGACUUCCACCUCCAUUUCUGCUAUUGUCUCCAACCCUCUGCUGGCCAGUUUGAAGAAGAUGCAGAACUGCACUAAUUCAGUUACCAAUUCAGAUUCUGUUGAUGGGGUGACUUCAAGCAACAUGGUUAAAUCCUUAGAGCCUUCCGUUAACGCUUUCAAGAGUGAUUUAUUGCCUCCUUCCACUACUACUGCUACUACAAUGACCAUGACAACUGACAUUGCAGGGUUUAAGCCAAUUGAUGUUUUGAAUUUUUCUUGUUCCUCAAUCACCCAACCACUUAUAACUCCAAUCAAUAAGCUUGCUACCAAAGCCAUCACCACCACCACUAAUUCCUGCCUGGUUUCUGCUCUGGUUAGUGCACAAGAAAGUAAAGUUAGCAAAGGGCCCGAAGUGAGUGUAGCUGCGAGUACUGGGAGUUCUGCACCACCAAACACAAGUUUUAGCCUGCCUAGCACAGUGACCGUAAUGCCAGCAGUCAUUGGUGCCUCAGCUCCUUCAUCUACGUUUAAGCCACUGUUUGGUCUGCCAGUGACAAACCAGACCAGUAUAGUCUCGACGACAUUCAGCUUGGCAAUGCCAGUUACAACACCCACACCCUUGGUGGCAUCAAUAACAUCAAGUCCCGCUACCUCAAAAAUCUCAUUCAAACCAUUGUUUGAGAACUCUCCGACCCUUGCAACCUCAACCACCACAUCUGCGCCAUUCACAUUUGGCCAGUCAACUCAAGCUGCAGUUAGUAAUGAAACUACUGUUCUCACAACUUCUACGAAAUCAAGUUCAACUCUGUUCCCAUUUGCACCCUCCAGUACAUUAGCAAGUUCAACCAUUGAUUCAGAAGCCAAGGGCUCAAAAACCACAUUUAGUUUUGGUUUAAGUGUUGCUGUUCCUUCAAAACCGAGUACAGCACCGAACGCAAACAACAACCUAUCAUCCCAGCAACUGUUUCAGUUUGGUUCAAACGCUUCAACAACCACCACUGUUGCACCCAGUGCUGUGUUCCAAUUUGGGAAGGGCUCUGCAGAUACAGCUACAACAUCAGCUGGCCCACUAGCUCCUGCCUUUGGACAGGCAACAGUGGUUACAAGCCAGGCAUCAACAAGCAUUGCACCCACUUCAAAUUUAUUUGGGAAUUUUGGCCCUUCGGUGUCAACACCUUCUACCACUUCAAGUGGCCAGCUUGCUCUCUCAUUUGGAAACUCAGCAAAAACCUCCCUGUUUGGUAAUGCCACAAGCACACCACCUUUUGGAGGUCCAGCAGCCCAGCUAAACUUUGGAGGCACUGGUAGUAAAUCAACAUUUGGAACAAAUGCUGUCGCAACCCAACAAACUCCAAGUAAAACUCCUGCCUUUGGCAAUGCUGUUACUCCCUUCAACUUUGGAGCUUCUCCUGCCAAGUCAGCCUUUCCAAGUACCACAUCACAGUCUACAUUUGGAACUCCCAGCCAGCCGGUUUUUGGGGGUGCUACGGCUCAGACUGGGUUUGGAUCAACCUCUACACAACCGGUAUUUGGCAGCACUUCGGCGACUUUCUCAUUUGGUACAACCACCUCUUCCACUGCUGCCCCAAUAUUCAACGCUACCAAGAGUUCGGGUGGUGGUACAACUGGGUCGAUCUUUGGCUCUUCACAGGUGGUUGGCUUUGGAUCAUCAAACCAGCCAGUUGUAACAACUACUGGUUUCACUAUUACUGCGUCAAAUCCAAAUAUGGCUACAGCUGGCUUCUUUGGUUCAAGUCAGAGUGGAUUUUGCUCUUCAAACCCUUCCGUCCCAUUUGCCACUUCCACCUCGACGUCAUCAUCUCAAAAUAUGUUUGGUUCAACAUUGACUAACCAAGGCCAGCAGAACCAGACCACUCCACAGUUCAACUUUGGAGCUACAAAUGCAGUUGAGAACAAACCUGCCUUUGGAGGGUUCAACUUUGGAACUCCCAGUUUGAACUUUGGGACUGGGACUACUGCACCUGGUUUUGGACAGAGUACUCCAAGUGGCAACUUUUCCUUUGGGACCACUGGUGCUCCAGCAUCAAAUUUUGGGAGUCCAGGAGCAGGUGCAGCAGCAGCAUCGACAUUUGCAGCAACACCAACCUUUUCUAUAGGAGCUGGAUCUCGACCUACUGGAACCAGACAGAGAUUGCAGGCUAGACGGCAGCAUGUACGGAAGAGAUAGACAUUGGAAAUGUGAAUGGCGCAAAUGAACGUUGUGUUGACUAUUCUGAAAACCAUUACCACUUUUUACUUUUGUACCCUAAACAACGCCAGUCAUGGAUGUGCAGGCAACUGACCUCAAAAGCUGACAAUAUAUACUUGAGAAAAAUUGUGUUUAAAUUUAGGUCUUUUUUUUCCUCUGGGCUUGAACUGUCAACGAAUGGCUUGUGGCUGCUGAAAAAUAUUUCUCUGCAACAAUACGAAAAGCUCGUUGGACUGCAGUGAAGCCCUCGUCGUCUUAAGUUCAUACAUCCUUUUUAAACUGACCACUGCAGAACAGUGAUCUUAGUUUGGUUCAGGGUACAGCAGUAAUGGGUGACUCAGUAAGCAACAGACAUAGCUUUACUUGAAAUGUUUUACUUUAAAGGUUGCUGUAAAAUGUGAUUUGCAGACCUUUCUGGACUGACCCUUUUUUGUACAUAUUGCUGCACUUGGAAAACAUUUUUUUUAAUUACAUUUCUUAAGGGCACAAUUCCCAGUAGUAUCACCACUUCCUGUGGUGUCUUCUGUCCAAAGGCAAAACUGAACUGGAGGCUAAUGUUAAGUCUUUUUCUUUCUUUUUGUACUCCCUCGCAUUUCCUUGGAUACUUCAUUCAUUUUAGUUUACACCUGACAAGAAUUCUAAACCUUAACUGAAACUUGGGAAAAGAAAAUGUUGUGCCUGUUUGAGUCACUUCUCAACAUCUUUUGCUUUGCUGCCUACCUCUGUUCUUUAUUUUUCCUCCUGUGAGUAGCUUUCUUUAAAAUCUAUGUUGUUUAGUUAGGCAAAGGAAACAAAUCCAAAUUGCUCUCCCCUCCCAUGCUACUCCUCCAGCCCCACUCCCUUUCCCCUCCCCAAAUGUCAGACUUUUUUUUAUACAGUAAUGUUAUCAGUGUUUGCUUGUAUAUCUCACGUUUUUGCUCAGUGAAUCGAGUUUGGAGGAAAAAUUUCAGUAUGUGUGGCGGCAUGUUAGUAAUGCCGGACCUGGCUGGUUCAUUGGAUAUAUGUGAAUCUGACUCUUGCUAAUCUGAUGCGAUAGUGUUUUGCUACUAUAACUGCGUGACACAUUAAGCAGUGUUAUAUGGAGAAAUGGCAGUCAUGGCUAGUUUUGGAGGAGGUUCCGAUUACACAAUAUAGGACUUUCAAAAACAGAUUUUAAAAUUCCGGUGCUAUAAUGUUAAAAAAAAAUUUCAGCUUAUACCAAAACUUUGGCUGGCAGUGUUAAGAAUUGUACAUGUAUACAUAUAUACCGUGUAUAUUUUAACUGCGACUAGGUACUUGCAUCUUAUUUGGGUGCAGCUCGCAAAUGUACCUGUUUUAAUUUUCUUUAUUAAAAACAAACUGAAUUUUCAAAAGA